CGAAAAAAUUCCUUCCCUAGCCCCCGUUCACCGUUACAACUUACAACUUACAAUGGUGAGUACGACUGGGCCGCAAAUCCAAUUCCUAUACCACUCCGACGUUGGUUCUGCACUUCUGCUGGACGGGGAGAGGGAGUAAGUGAGCGAGCGCGACUUGGGUACUUGGAUAUGGGAUUGGGGGCAUUGAGAAAUGCUAUUCGUCCUUUGGCGAGAACAGUCCUUGCUCGGCGAAUGUUACAUUUUCCGGCGAUUUCCGGUACACCUGCUGCUCCGACAACCAAGUUUCGGUGGGUUUUUGGAUCACCUCAGCAGCUGGCGCCAUGGGUUUUGGUGCCGAGUGGUUUCCAUAGCUUGACAGAUACUCGAUUCCCGAAGAGAAGGCCCAGUGACAAACCUCGAAGGAAAAGGGCCAGCUUAAGACCACCAGGCCCAUAUGCCUGGGUUCAGUACACACCUGGUGAGCCGAUACCUGUAAGCAGACCCAACGAAGGAAGCGUGAAGGGAAGGAAUCAGAAAAAACGCAUGAGGCUGAGGAGGGCGUUUAUACUGUCGGAAGCAAAGAAAAGAAAAGCGCAGUUGCAAGAAGCCAAAAGGAAGAAAAAUAUUAAGAAGAUAGAGCGUAAGAUGGCUGCGGUAGCAAGAGAAAGAGCAUGGGCUCAGAGGUUAGCAGAGCUGCAGAAACUUGAGGAGGAGAAGAAAAGAACCAUGGAUUGAUAGAUACUUCCUGGUGAUCCUACAUUCCUACUACCAUUUUUUUUGUCUUGAUUGAAUGUGAAAACCAACUUCUCGAUUUUUUUUCAUGAGAUCCAUGUGUUUUUUCUUUGUUGGGUAUUUAGGCUCUUGCAAGAACUUGUUACAUCUUUGGUGAUUAAUUAGUUAGACACAAGACUUGUAAUUAUCGUGAGCAUGCAUUUAUGUGCAGUAACAUAUGACUUCUCCAUAUGGUACCAGUUUGUUGAAAUGGUUCCCUUUUAAUGGUAAAGGAAGCAAAGCGCCAACCUCUGGUACAGUGGAUGAUUUUCUUCA
Nelumbo nucifera (sacred lotus) is the source of this 1026-nucleotide messenger RNA. The record is from RefSeq and is a predicted model, not a curated record. Lineage: Eukaryota; Viridiplantae; Streptophyta; Magnoliopsida; Proteales; Nelumbonaceae.